This is a messenger RNA of Girardinichthys multiradiatus, 4584 nucleotides long. RefSeq names its product RAS-like, family 10, member A (gene rasl10a). The transcript has 3 exons. Lineage: Eukaryota; Metazoa; Chordata; Actinopteri; Cyprinodontiformes; Goodeidae. Bases 678 to 1289 code for a protein of 203 amino acids. Gene Ontology annotation, molecular function: GTP binding; GTPase activity. The record is from RefSeq and is a predicted model, not a curated record.
GAGCUCCUCUCUCUAACAGCAGACGCACAGCGUUCCUGAUCGCACUCUAGAUGCCUUUACAGCAGACGCACCUCUGUUGCUUGUGAGGUUUCGUUUUCUUUCCUCCUUGUGCAGCAAAAAUCAAGAAGACACCGUGGUUAACGCUAUUGUACAACACGUGGCGAGCCUGUUUACGAGUCCCUGCGGCUGUGCGCCUUCCAUUCCUCCCCCCCGCUGUCAUGGAGGAGCGCUGGCGGUGGUGCAGCGCUGGGAAAAUGAGCGAGAGGCGCAGUGGAGGCAACCAAUGAAGACGCGGAGAGCUCCUGCGCGUCUAGGCAAGGUCGGAGCAGAGCGUGGAUGAGAUUAUGUCCAAGUGGAGACAGCAAGGACGGACUUUUCUGCCUCCUCUCCGGGGAUGUCUCCUGAAAAAAACAAGAGUUUCUCUCUCAGAGGCGAUGAAGACCCCUUUCCUACCUUUUACGCGAUCAUGCUUGAGCCUCUAUUUGUGACAAUCUCCUGUCUCUCUCAGCUGGGAGAUGAAGUUUCCUCGCUUUGGACGAUUUACCGGUCUUGUCGCUUGCUGCUGAGGCCACCUAGGGUGAUUUAGAGGCUGCAGCUGCAGGGCAUCCAGCUGUGUUUACUGGACGGUACGCAUCUGCCGCUGUCGCUGUCCAUGGUGCUGAACCCGGGCUCCAGGAAUGGUGGAGACGCUGAGUAUCGCAGUGAUCGGUGCUCCCGGAGUGGGCAAAACUUCUAUAAUCCGCCAAUUCAUCUAUAACGAUUUCUCGGAGGCGUACACGCCGACCAGGACCAGAUAUGUAUUCAGACCCUCGGUCAUUCUGAACGGGAACAUGUAUGAGUUAAAGAUUUUGGACGUCCCGCCAAUCUCCUCCUUCCCAGCAAGCGCCAGUCAGGAAUGGCUGGACCUGCGUUGCAGAGGCGUCCGCAACGCCAACGCUUACAUCCUGGUGUACGAUAUCUGUUGUGUGGAGAGCUUUGAAUACGUCAAAAUGAUCAAACAGCAGAUAGUGGAGAACAGGGAAGGCAGCAGCAGCGAGGUGCCAAUCCUGGUGGUGGGUAACAAACGAGAUCUGCAAAGGCAGCGCUUCAUGCCCCGCAGGGCCGUGUCAGUCCUGGUGAAGAAGACCUGGAAAUGUGGCUACGUGGAGUGCUCUGCCAAGUUUAACUGGCAUGUGGUCCUGCUCUUCAAGGAGCUGCUAGGCAUCGCUGUGGCACGGGGCAUGCGCCAGAACCACACCUCCAUCCGUCUGCAGGGGGCGCUACAGAGAAAUCGGUGCACUGUCAUGUGACCCUCGAAAGCUUCCUCCACCCCUUCUCAUGUCUGGGGUGGAGCAGACCUUGGAGAAAAGGACUCUUUAUCGUAAUGGCUGGAAAAAUACCCUGUGGCCUCCUGCUUAACUGAGCUAAUUUUCAUAAUGAGGUUUAUUUAACUCUUUGCGCUGUAAAAGACUCAAAAAUUCCACACAUGCUCAUCCAACCACUUCCUAGUCUAAUUCUGUCCACUGUGUAGAAAGGAGGAAGCAGAUAGAAGCAACAGCAACUUGAAAUCCAACACAGUUAUAUUUCUGCAGCUUGAAAGCUUAGCGUUUCAGGCUGGGCCACCAAAUGUAACUCGUCACAUACAUCAGGUCUCUAACUGGGCCUGACAGCAUGGAAGCUGUUCCUGUAAGACUCAAAACCAGAGAGGCAGCAAUACUAUUGAGUCUUCCUUUUGGAUUUAUCAUAUUCAGGAAGGUGAAAAGGCACAAGUUCAGAUGUGACUAGGAUUACUUGUGGAUUAAAGGCCAAUGAUCCACAACAUAAAAUGACAAACAUAGAGAAAAUAAUACAGGUGUAUGUCACUGAAUAUUAAUCAUAAAUGUAUUUGCUUCAGUGAUUUAAUUCAAAAAGGGAAACUCAGAUAAUAUAAAGAUUCAUUACACAAAGAGUGAUAUUUUUCAUUCAUUUAUUUCAGUUUAUUUUGAUUAUUAUGGAUUACUGUUAAUGGAAACACACAAUUAAGUUUUUCAGAAAAUGUGAAUAUUACAAAAGACUGAUAAAAAUAUUUUAAUACAGAAAUGUAAGUCUACUAAAAAGUAUGUCCUGUGCUGUACAGUAUGUACAUUCAAUUCUUGGUAGAGGCUCCUUUUACAUGAAUUGCUGCAUCGAUGCAGUGUGGCAUGGACUUGAUCAGCCUGUGGUUCUGCCGAGGUGUUAAGAAGAUCCAGUUUGCUUCAAUAGCGACCUUCAGCUUUUGUGCAUUGUUGGCUCCAUGUAUUUUAUCUACCUGUUGACAAUAGUCCAUGGUCUUUUAAGAAGGUAUUGGUACUUUUAGAAGUGUGAGCCUGUUGCCAAGUUCUGCUCAAAAAUUUAAAUCAGCAUCUUCAUGAAGCUUGUCAGAAGAGAAAAGCAUGAAGUGCUCUAAUAUUCAGACUUUGGACUUGAGAAAACACAGUGGACCAGCACCAGUAGAUGAUGUGGCUCCCCAAAUUAUCAUUGAUCGAGGAAAGUUCACAUUGGACCUCAAGCGACUUGGAUUCUGUUCCUCUCCACUCUUCCUCCAGGCUGUGGGACCUUGAUUUCCAAAUGAGAUGCGAAAUCUGCCAUCAUCUAAAAAGAUUACUUUUUAAAGGACCAGUGAGCAACCGUCCGGUUCUUUUUUCUCCUUAGUCCAGGCAAAAUGCUUCUGACAGGAGUGGCUGAAUGUGUCUUUCUUUUUUUGACACAUGAUGCAAGAGUCAUAGCCCAUGUCCUGGAUAUGCCUGUGAGUAGUAGCUGUUGAAACACUGACUCCUACUGCAGGUUGUGUCUUGUGAAUCUUUCCUGAACCCCAGAAGGGGCAUCACUUCAUAAUCUUUUCAAGGCUGCAGUUAUUCCUGUUGCUUGUGCACGUUUUUGGACACACUUUUUCCUACCACUCAACUUUCCAUUAAAUGCUUAGAUACAAUCAUCUGUGAACAACCAGCUUCUUUGGAUACCACUUUUCAUGGCUUUCUCUCUUUUAUGGCUUACUCUUCUUGGUGACAAUGACUGUAUGAUUGCUGUACAACUGUACAGUCAUGACCAUAACAACACAUUUCUGUAUUAAAAAACUCUUUUUAUUGGUGUUCUGUAAGACUCCAAUUUCCAAAGAAACAAAGGUUUGGAUUUUUAGUUAAUUUAAGCUAUAAUCAUCCAAAUUAACUUAAAUAAAUGCUUUAAAUAUAUCAUUAUGUGCGUAUUGAAUCCAUAUAAUAUGCAUUUCACUGUUUUAAUUGAACUGCUGAAAUAAAUUAACUCUUCUGGAAAGGUUAUCCUAAAAUGUACAUAGACAAAUGCGAUAAGAUAGUUUUUUACUUAAGAUACGAGGAAUUAGCCGGCAUUAUUCAUUCCUUCCCUGCCCUUGUUAAAGACUGGGCCUAGGGUAAAGGUUCUUUGUCCCCACCGUGGGUGUUUUAAGGUAAGCAAAAUUUACUGCAGUCUCUUAUUAUGAGAAACUGUAGGGCUUUAAACUACCUUCUGCCCUCCGUCAGACUCUGUUUCUGCAGAGUACAUUAAAACCAGGGAUCUGGGGACAUGCAGGAGCCUAAAAUAAGAACCUGUACUAGCAAUGUGGUUGUUAGUGUUUAUGCGUGUGUGCUUAAUGUACUUUAAUUGUGAGCCCUGACAGAUUUGUGGGGACCAGACUGCUGGACUUCAGUGGAUGUUGGCAUCCCCACCAUGGUAGGUGUUAAAGUGUAAGCAUGUGUCUGAAAAAGAGAGCAAGCCAGGGCAACACAUAGGAAGGCAGGUUUGAUAAGUGACAUUCAGACAGGUGUAGGACAGACGCAGCCAGAUGUUGAAGCCUUGGAUUAGAAUGGAGCAAUAAAACCCUGCAGCGAUGCCCCCCACCGACAACACACCAACACAUAAUAUUGAAAAUGCCAAUGUAAUCCAUGUGUAAUGCACUCGUGCAUCAUAUAAAAGUACAGAAACAGAGCUCAGAGGCUCAUAUAAAAUGUACCAUCAAGGAUGCAAAAAGAUCAUUCAUAAAGCUUUAACAUCACUAUCUGAAUAGCAUCAAAAUGGUAAUGUUGUGUGCAACUAUUUUAUUUCUUUUGACUAGGCCAAGGUAGGUACUUUGGGAACACAUCUGACUAAUUUGUAUAUAAAAAUGACUCACAGAGGGAUCAUCUUGCAUGCAUUUGUUGGUAAAAUCCAACAGGUCAGGGUUUAAUUGCACUGAUGUAAAAAUGUGAUCUCGUGUUCAUUUAUUUUUUUUUGUACUACAUAGUUUCCUGACUCUACAGUGAGCAGUGGAGUGGAUGAAUGUGAUCAUUUUUCAGCAGCAUGCGAGAGCACAAGCUCAUGAUUUCCUCCAAAUGUAGUGCUAAUCCUUCAGCAGGGCCAGAUGGUUGUAUUUUUUUGUAAUAGUACAAAAAAAGAGAGAAUUAUGUAGCAGAGAUAUGAGAAAGCAACUGUGUGUAGCACGAGUUUCCAUCAGUUUGUGUGUGUGUUUCAGAAUUAAAAAGGGCUACAGUUUUCUGUUUUUUUUCUCAAUCUGAAACCUUGUCAUGGUGUUGGUACUAUGAGUAAUUAUUUCUUUUUUUUGACACAUGAUAAAUAAAGAAAUGCAUUUGAGAACGA